Molecule: messenger RNA, 2690 nt
Organism: Tarenaya hassleriana
Lineage: Eukaryota; Viridiplantae; Streptophyta; Magnoliopsida; Brassicales; Cleomaceae
Exons: 2
Coding region: 233-2338 (701 amino acids)
Source: RefSeq, a predicted model, not a curated record
CUUUUACAAGACCCAAAACCAAAGGUCAAAACAGUUGGCAAAUCUCAAGGCCAACACUUCCACUGAUUCCACUGAAGCUCGAUUCUUCAAGAACUCCCCCAAAAAACCUAAUUUUCUCCAUGAUUUGACGCUCCGAUUCUUCAAAUAUCUUUCUGGCUUCGCUUGUUUCUGUCGCAUUUUGUUUGGUGUUCUCUGGGUUUGUACUGUUUCUAGGUCACUCGCUCAUCUGAAAAUGGGGAGCAAGUGGAGGAAGAUGAAACUGGCUUUGGGUCUGAAUCUUUGCACGUAUCUCCCAAGAACCCUAGAGGAACCGCCAGCUGUUUGUUUGAAUUCCGCUGAGAGAUUGUCCGAUGUCGCUUUGCUGUCUCCGGCGAACUGGCCCAUGACUCCGACACCGUCUUCUUACGGUCUGAGGUUGUCCAGGAGUAGCAGCAAAUCUUCCAAGCAGACAUGUUCGAUAUGCUUGACUAAGAUGAGAGAAGGGGAAGGACAUGCGAUUUUCACAGCAGAAUGCUCACACUCUUUUCAUUUUCAAUGCAUCGCUUCGAAUGUGAAACAUGGCAAUCAUGUCUGUCCAGUCUGCAGAGCCAAGUGGAAAGAAAUACCCAUGCAGCAUCCCAUGUUGGAUCUUUCUUAUCUGUCUGAGCGACACCAUAAUGAUGCAGCCAUGAAUCUUGCCCGAAGCUUACCUCCCCCUCGUCGAGUUAUGAGUCGAGGUCAUGGUCCACAGAUACAAGCUUCAGAACCGGCUACAUUCAACGAUGAUGAACGGUUGGACCAGCAGCCCAUGAUUGCUGGGAAGAGCUCUAGCAAUAAUGAUGCUUUGGACAACAACCAUCCUGUAAGAAUGGUGGACAUGAAAGUAUAUCCAGAGGUCUCAGCUGUACCACGAGCAAAAUCCUUUGAGAAAUUCGAUGUAUUAGUGCAUCUCAAAGCUGCUGCCAUGGUUACUGGUCAAGCUGUCUCUCAAAACAAUCAGGUUUCUCAAUAUCCACGUGCCUCGGUUGAUCUAGUCACAGUACUAGACAUCAGUGGCAGUAUGGCAGGAACUAAGCUCGCGCUGCUAAAACGAGCAAUGGGUUUUGUGAUUCAAAACCUUGGGUCCAAUGAUAGGCUCUCGGUUAUUGCUUUCUCUUCUACUGCUCGUCGUCUCUUCCCGUUAACCCGGAUGUCUGACACCGGAAGACAGCAAGCACUUCAAGCAGUUAAUUCCUUGGUUGCGAAUGGUGGGACAAACAUAGCUGAAGGCCUUAGGAAAGGUGCCAAAGUUAUGGAAGAUAGAAGACACAAGAAUCCUGUUUCGAGCAUUAUCCUUUUAUCUGAUGGGAGAGACACCUAUACCAUGAACCAGCCUGAUCCCAACUACAAGUUGUUACUGCCCUUGUCUGUGCAUAGCAAGCGAUUUCAGAUCCCAGUUCACUCUUUUGGUUUUGGAUCAGAUCAUGAUGCAUCACUGAUGCAUUCUGUGUCUGAAUUCUCUGGUGGGACCUUCUCUUUCAUCGAAAGUGAAGCUGUGAUCCAGGAUGCUCUUGCACAGUGUAUUGGUGGACUUUUAAGUGUUGCAGUGCAAGAGUUACGGUUAGAGAUCGAUGUUGUGUGGCCAGAUGUUCGUCUUGGCUCAAUAAAAGCCGGGAGUUACUCCAGCCUCAUUAAUGGUGAUGGCCGGUCAGGCUCCAUUGACGUUGGUGAUCUUUAUGCUGAAGAAGAGAGGGAUUUCUUGGUCUCCAUCAACAUCCCUGCAGAGAAAGCUGGGAUUGACACACCGUUGCUGGCAUUGAGAUGUGUCUAUAAGGAUCCCUUGUCGAAGGAAACUGCAACACUCGAAAGCGAUGUCCUCAAAAUUCAAAGACCAGAAAAGGUCGGUGAAGAAGUAGUGUCCAUUGAAGUUGACAAGCAAAGAAACAGGUUCCUAGCUGCAGAGGCGAUGGCAAAGGCGAGAACUUUAGCAGAGCGCGGUGAUCUAACCACAGCUAUAUCCGUUCUCGAGGAUUCCAGACGGGUUUUGUCUGAAACGGUCGCAGCAAAAUCCCGCGACAGGUUCUGUGUUGCUCUGGACACCGAGCUGAAAGAAAUGCAGGAAAGAAUGAUGAGUAGGCACGUGUACGAAGCAUCGGGGAGAGCUUACAUCCUCUCAGGACUUAGCUCACACUCAUGGCAAAGAGCAACAGCAAGAGGGGAUUCUAUAGACGGGUCAAUCCUCGUUCAGUCGUAUCAGACUCCAUUGAUGGCUGAGAUGCUUCGACGGUCUCAGGCCAUGUUUCUGGGUAGUCCAUCAAAUCACAGACUCAUCCAACCCCUGUUGUCACUCGCUUCACAACCACAACCAAAACCAAGAUAAAUAACCAAAAUUUGGGGAUAAUCCGAUGUAAUCAACCUCUCUUUUUUUCCUGUUUGUGGAAAUGGAAGGGGAACUAAUGGAGGGUUCUCUGUAAAGAGGAUAGAGAAGCAGGGGAAAAGGAAGGAGAAAUGUGAAAUAGGUACAAGAGUCAGGUGGGUUCAGGCUUUUACAAUAUAUAGACGUUGAUUUUCCUGGCUUAUAUUUGCAUUUGGUGUUUUGAUGUAAUAAUAUGUAUAUAUGGAGAGGAAUUACUUCCUCGGUUGGGUAUACGUUUUUUUUUGUAACAAAAAUGAAAUUUGUAGUCCACUUGGUUUGUAACAAGUUGAAAAUAUAUUUUUGAACUCCUUGCUUA